AUGCUCCAAUGUGAGCCCUACCGCGGCUUUCACUGGUUCAGGAAGACAACGAAAAAUGUGUUGCGUCAGCAUACUCCGAGGCUCGACGACAGACUGUGCAAGUACGCCGAAACUACAAAGGAGUCCUAUGAAGUACAUCACGUAUCAUACAGUGAAUGGCCAGAUCAUACUGCACCUCUUGAUCCAACUCCUACAGUUUCUUUACUCAAGCUUGUACGAAGUCUCGGUAACGGAAACCCAAUCGUUGUUCACUGCUCUGGAGGAAUUGGACGAGUCGACUACAUUUCCCAAAAAGUGAAAGAGAACAGCAAGGUUAAGAUGGUGGACAUGCUGAAAGAUCUCAGAAAUCAACGAUUCCAAGGAGUCAAGACAGUCACUACAGUAUCACAUCUCAUCUCACAUAUGUGUUACUGCGAAAUUAUUUUUCAAGCGAGACGGCAUUCUCCCUCGCGAGGGAAAGUAUACAGAAUUCCUCAACAAGUACGUGCACAUGCUCACACGAUAUAA
Molecule: messenger RNA, 507 nt
Organism: Cooperia oncophora
Lineage: Eukaryota; Metazoa; Nematoda; Chromadorea; Rhabditida; Trichostrongylidae
Source: the annotation of a GenBank genome assembly